AUGACUACGUUGUCCCAGGAAGAGCUAGAUGGCAUUUACGCUUUUGCUGUUGACCUGGGUAAGAAAGCAGGUCAGAUGCUCAUAGAUGCCGCGCAGAUAAGGAUCGACGGCGGCAACGCGAAUGCAGAACAGAAAGAACACGUGCAGAAAGAGAAUGCUGUUGAUCUGGUCACGCAAACAGAUGAAGACAUACGUAUCAUGACUAAUCUGGAAAAAGGCACCGUGAACUACAUUCACCUUUUUCCGAUGUUUUGCGUCUCGAUUGGCUUCAUCCACAACAACAAACCUUUGAUUGGUGUCAUCAACGCGCCAUUCCUGAAACAAUUCUUCUCCUCAUGUGCCGGUCGAGGCGCUUUUAUGAAUGAGUCGCAGCGAUUGCCACUUGUACGUAAUCCAAUACCGCCCAUGCCGGAGAAAGCACCUAGCGGUUGCAUAUUCUCUUGUGAGUGGGGCAAGGACAGGCGAGAUGUUCCAGACGGCAACAUGCAUCGUAAGAUCGAGAGCUUCGUCAACAUGGCUGCCGAGCUCGGUGGUCGCCACGGAAGAGGCGGCAUGGUGCACGGUGUCAGAUCACUAGGCUCAGCAACAUUGGAUCUAGCAUAUGUUGCCAUGGGCUCGUUCGAUAUCUGGUGGGAAGGAGGUUGUUGGGAGUGGGAUGUGGCGGCUGGCAUUGCUAUCCUGCAUGAAGCUGGUGGUUUGAUCACGACUGCGAACCCGCCAGAAGACUACGCUGGUGCGCCGAUAGAGGAAGUUCGUUUAGGGAGUCGACUUUAUCUUGCUAUCAGACCGGCUGGCCCCUCCGCCAGUGAGACCGGACGACAGAGCCAAGAAAGAACUGUGAGGGAGGUGUGGCGCAGAGUGCGCAACCUAGACUAUAGUCGUCCGGGUGCGUAG
Messenger RNA from Parastagonospora nodorum SN15, 894 nucleotides. RefSeq lists its product as hypothetical. Gene Ontology annotation, molecular function: inositol monophosphate 1-phosphatase activity. Bases 1 to 894 code for a protein of 297 amino acids. The record is from RefSeq and is a predicted model, not a curated record. Lineage: Eukaryota; Fungi; Ascomycota; Dothideomycetes; Pleosporales; Phaeosphaeriaceae. The transcript has 2 exons. Gene Ontology annotation, biological process: inositol metabolic process; phosphatidylinositol phosphate biosynthetic process; signal transduction.